CAUACCCGCUUAUUGCCCUCGCCUUUUACGUUGACUACUCGAACUAGCUCUACUUUAACAUUAUCUUUAUAACGUACCUUGUACGCAAUUUCGGCUGCGGUACCAGCUCCAAGCUCUUUUCAACUACCGACAUUAUCGACGCUUUUCCUUGUCUCUUUCUAUUUUAUCUCGAUACGGCCGCUUUCCAUCAUGUCCGGCUCCCCACAUUCUUCUCUUUCCACGCCGAUUCCACCAACGCGAGCCCCUCCUUCUCCUCCAGAAUCCGUUGUCUCUUCGUCUACAGGCUUUCUUAAUCCCAACGCAGGCGAUUUUGUACCAUCUUCUCUACCAGACUCUCGAUACAAGCUUCAUUCCAGCUCUCCAUCUUCUGCAUCAGUACAUUCUUCGCCAGGCUCUUCCUCGACAUCGACCUCAGUUUCGUUUACCUUAGCUCCAUCAAUCUCAACAUUUGCUUCGUUUUCCAGUAACCCUUCGCGAUCAGAAAUCACGCCUUCGACAACCCAAUCGUCGUUCUCCUCGUACCAUUCGCCCUUGAGUAACCCCAGCCAGAUCGCACGCCCUUACAAGCGCCGGGAUGGGUUGGAAGAAGCAGAGACUGGCUCUUCUGCUUCGGAGGACGCAGGAACGCUUCUCCGUUCACUUCGUAUUGGAAGCCCUUCAACCACCGCUCCCAACUCUGACCUUGAGCUAGGCGAGGUCACGGAUGUGACGACGUCGCCCCAGCGAGGCGAUCGUGCACCUCCGUCCGCUCUUCCGUCGUCUCCGGAAGUAGUGCCCUGUGCUCCAUCGAAGAAGGCAACCUAUAUUCCUUUGCCAGAUAUCGAAAUCCAUCAAGCGGCCCCAUCCUCGUUUAUGAACAGCGCUACGGUCACAGGUAGCGGCUUGACGCCUGCCUCCUCAGUUAAGAGUGAUGGAGGUGAUCCGUACGAAGAUUCCAAUAAGACUCCGAACCUUGCUGCGCCUUUUGGCCCCGUGAGGAGUGUCAGAAGCUUCACAAGGCACGUGGGGGAGAAGGAGAGUGGAUAUGGGUUUGUUUUACGAUUGAAGCCGCAGAAAAAGUGUAUCCAAUCUUUGAGACGCUUCAGGAAUCUGCAUCCGACAUUUUCGAAGCAAGUUCAUAAGAUUCCUGGAACGACUUACGCCCAGGCCCCAUCUAUCUCCUCCAGUCACUCAGCAUCAUCUGUUGAUCACGGUGAUGACUCAUUCAAAGCGAAAAUGGAAAGACUUCACGACCCCAAUAGCACAAACCUAUACAUUGAAGGUUUACCAUUGAGCAUCGACGAAUCUUCUUUGGGUGCCUUGGUGUCUCCUCAUAGGAUCAAGAGCAGUAGAUUCUUCCAAACAAGACUCAGCAAUCCUCCACGAAUCAUAGCCUUUGUGAGACUGGAUACCCGCGCUGGUGCCGAAGAAGUCAUCGAGCGUCUGCAUGGACGUAUGGUGAGAGGCUGGAACGACCCUGGUAGCCGGAUUUCUGUUCGCUUUGCCGAUACAUCUGAGCAGCGCGAGUUACGUCGUACUGAGCGCUCUGUGAAGGAGGACGAUCAGUCCCCAUCAAGGUUAACCAUCGCUCAAGCUGCCCUCCUGAACUUGCACGGACGAGAGCAGCUGCGAUCCCAACAGACGCAGGUUCCUCUGACUAUCGGUGGCAGUCGUAUUCGCCCUUCCCCCGUUGCUGUUGACUAUGACCAGUCCACGUUCGUCAAUCUUCCUUUCCGCGAUUUCUCCUCGAAUGCCGCCAUGUCAGCCGGAUUUGGCUAUCGAGGCAAUGAUAUCCCUAUCAAUUCCAAUCCAGCCCUGGCAUCUUCAAGGCUUCCUAUGGGUGCUCGCGUUCUUCAACAGUCGCCAUAUGACCAGUUCCCUUCUGCAUCUCAAAGUCAAGAACUCGCCGCCUUGAUCAGUACCCUUCGUAACAACGGCAAUUAUAAUGGUGCUGAUGAUCGGUUCACGGACGGACUCGCCCAUCAUCGCGGUCUUCCUCAAACGGCGGGUCUCCGUAGCGCCCUUGGUGACGUCGACAUUAACUUGGGAUACGAUAACCAUCACCCCGUUAUUGGUGGUGGUGUUGCUCAAGCAAGGAACGGAUUCACCGCAACGGAGGAAUACAUCUUGCAGGCCCAUGCCGCAGGAAGCAAUUUAGCGAGCCAACGUCGUCGACCAACGAGGUUGGAUCUGUCUCAAGCUCAGGCGCAAUGUCAAGGAGAGCCCACCGACUACAACUUACAGGCUCAACGGCAAGAUGCUUACCACUCUCCCCGCAUGAUGAACGGCUCUCUUCCCGCCCUACAGGAAGAGUUCCAAUCGUCGUCAGCUAUGCAACAAGGGCAGAACUUUCUUCGUGGGCAGUCUCGGAAUGGCAACACUCACCAGUCCAACGUGAAUGGUUCUCGUCUACCUGGUGACCGUGACGCUGACCAGAUUCACUCCCAUAUCUCAUCAUACUCUCAGAACUCCUCUCACGUCUCUUCGCAAGCGCCAAAUCGCAACCAGCAUAUUAAUCAGCAGGCUCAUGUUCGGUCCUCGACCCUUCCGCAUUCUACUUCGACUUCUUCUGCAGAACAGCAUCAUUCUCGUCACUAUCAGCACAGCAGCAUGAGUAUCCCAAAAUCGAGGAAUAUAUCCUCAGAAAUUCUACGUGCGACUGCGCAGCGCGUCCAACAGCACAGAUCCGCAAAUUCUAUCAGUAGCAUCAGCAGCGAAAACAAUAUUCACUCAAACAACAACAACCGCUUGUUCAACAACGACUCGUACGCGAGCGACCUGAAAAAUAAUGCCGGCAACUCUGCUAUGCUACGCCAUCAUCGCAGUAAUAUCCAGGCAGGCGACGACUUCAAGAACGAUUACGACGGACAUGUAUAUCCUCACAGCGUGUUCCCGGACCCUGACCGCGACGUCUACGAUGUCGAGCAGUCAUCCCCGCCUCUUGUUUCGCCUGCCUUGACCUACUCAUCCCGCGGGUCCGGGGCUACUCUCAGCCCUACUACGCCUUUUGUUGGUUCAUUCUCGCAGCAGCAAAGUCUGUCUGCGGAGGGAGCAUAGUCUUUUCUUUCGCUACUUAAUAUAUCGCUAUCACUAUCGCUUGCAUGAAGUUGAGUUUUCCAGGACAAUGUUUAGCUACUAGUACUGUGUAUCAGUGUACGAAUUACCUCUUUGUUAGUUAUUCCGAACAGAUUGUAUUAUCUGAUUCUAGAAGGGUU
Molecule: messenger RNA, 3194 nt
Organism: Desarmillaria tabescens
Lineage: Eukaryota; Fungi; Basidiomycota; Agaricomycetes; Agaricales; Physalacriaceae
Exons: 10
Coding region: 190-3036 (948 amino acids)
Molecular function (GO): RNA binding
Source: RefSeq, a predicted model, not a curated record